AUGUCUCAAAUCAACAGGGAAUUGCGAGAACAGCUUCUCUCGAAGACAAAAAAGCGGCGCUACCGAGUGGCCAUGUUGAACGCCUCUCAACAGAAACUACGGGAGGGGAUCGAAAGCACCUUGCACCUGAAGGAACACACGAAGACUUUGCUGCAUGAAACGAAAAAAUGUUGCCCCAACAACAAAUGUUCCCGCGAGUGUGGCAGCACAUUUAUGCACGAGUUGUUUCCCUUUAUUCGCAUCAUGCGCCGGUACAGCAUAAAGCGUAACCUGCUUCAAGAUGUCGUUGCCGGCCUGACAGUUGGGAUCAUGCACAUCCCACAAGGCAUGGCCUACGGGUUUCUAGCUCAGCUUCCGCCUAUCUAUGGCCUCUACACGUCGUUCUUUCCCGUAUUUCUCUACUUCUUCUUCGGUUCUUCUAGACACAUUUCAGUGGGCACAUUUGCGGUUAUCAGCCUUAUGGUAGGUCAAGUGGUCACCAAGGGCUACAACUCGCACGUCGGACACAAAAUUCUGAACGCGGAUGGGACCUCGAACUUCACCUCCCUAGCAACCGGGCUGCUAAGCAACGCGACCACAUUGAUGCCCAUUCCACAGAUUGAGCCGCUCCUACUGAUGGGCGUGACGCGGCUGGGUUUCAUGGCCUCAUUCAUGUCCGACCCGUUCAUCAGCGGCUUCACGACGGGCGCAUCUAUACACGUGUUCUCCAGUCAGAUCGAACACGUGUUUGGGCUGCACAUAAAGAAAUAUUACGGACCAUUGGCAUUGAUUUAUUUUUACGCGGACGUCUUCGUGAAUUUACGUCACACGAAUAUGGUGACGUUCACGGCGUCAGUGACGUGCAUCCUCGUGCUGGUUCUAAUCAAGGAGGGUGUGAACAGCAACAAGGAUUGCCAGCCACACCUCAUCAUGCCCGUGCCCAUCGAGCUGGUUGUGAUUAUGAUCAGCACUAUAGUGUCCUACUACACAAAACUAGGCAGGGACUUUGAUGUCUCGGUUGUCGGAAAGAUACCAUCCGGGCUUCCAAUGCCGGAAGUUACUUACUUCCGCUACAUACCGGAAGUACUCGCAGACGGUAUCACCAUAGGUUUCAUCGCGUUCGCAAUAUCCUACUCAAUGGCAAAGAUUCUGGCUGAUCGUCAUGGUUAUAGGGUCAAUGCCAACCAGGAGCUGAUUGCUAAUGGCGUGUCCAACUUUGUGAGCUCGUUUUUCUCCUCCUACGUUUCUGCAGCCUCGCUUUCCAGGAGUCUUGUACAGGAAACGGCCGGCGGGAAGACUCAGGUGGUCGGGUUGGUGUCCUCGGCUGUGGUCCUGGUCGUCUUAUUGUACGUUGGUCCCUUGUUUCGAAGCCCUUCCGGAGGUAAUACGCAUAUCUAUAAUCUAUGCGAGAUUGAAUUGUUUGAUGGGUGGAAUUGUAUCCUUGCGAGCAUCGUUAUUGUGUCGUUGAAAGGGAUGUUUCAGCAGUUUUCGGAACUCAAGAGGCUCUGGAAAAUCUCAAAGCGAGACAUGUCCGUCUGGCUGGUGACGUUCAUAGCGGUUGUGGUGUUCGACGUGGCCCUGGGUCUUCUCAUAGGAAUCGUCUUCUCGCUCUAUUUCGUCCUGCGCCACUCACAGAAGCCCGAGAUGAGUGAAAUGGGUCAACUUCCGGAAACAGGCAUGUACAACGACUUACGGGUCACAAAACAGGUCACCGAGGUUCCGGGCAUGAAGAUCUUCCGCUUCGAGACCUCCAUCUACUUCGCCAACGCUGAGCACUUCCGGGAUCGCCUCUACAAGAAGACCGGCCUGCUGCCUCGCAAGUUGCUCAAGCGGAAGCGGAAGGCGAUGCACGAGACGCUGCAGCGCCGGAAGCGCGAGCUCGAAGAGAUGGAACUCGAGAAAAAAAGGAAGGCGGCACAGAGUCCACAGCGUCACUACCACAUCGAGGUGGUCACUGAGGCACCCGUGGAUCCCUACGAACAACAGCUGAAAAGGGCCGCCGAAAACCGGUUGAUCAUGGAACGUUUCGCCGCAGCCUGGCAACCACCGAUCAAAGUUAUCAUUAUAGACCUGUCCGUCGUCAACUACAUAGAUAGUGUCGGCGUGAAAACACUGUCCAGUAUUGUCACUCAGUACAAAGAAGUCGGAAUUAAGACGUUCAUUGCCGGUUCUAAACCGGAUGUCCGGACAAUGCUUCGCACCGCUGACUUCACAAAGACCAUCGAUUACUCGAGUCUGUACUCCACCGUGCAUGAGGCUGUAGUGAUUGGUCAGGAAAUCGUGGACGAGGAAAUCAGGAAAAAUAUACCGCCAAGGGAGGACAUAAAACUGAUGAUCGAAAUUUCUAACCGCGACCCAAACGCACCGGAGAACGACGGGAAUGAUCAGUUUGAAGAAGAGGAUGAUGAGGAGGAGGAUUCCGACGGAAAGCCUGCCCAGCCGUCCAUACUCAACUUGAAGGACGCCCAUAACGACGACGAUGACGACACGUGGUUCGACGUUAGUCCGUACGACUUCGAAAUGAGAACAGUGCAAGUGCAUCCAGAGACUGUGGGGUUGUUACAUAGAGAGGAAACAGCUGAGGUUGAAGGGGGCGCUGCAUCGAUCAGCAGACGAGGAAAGAUUGUCACUUUUUCCAGUCGCGGGUCGUUAAUUCACGACGAAGACUUUGAUAACGUGCCAUUAUCACAAGAUCAUACGGAGAGCUCUGCUCUAUAAUCUGAAAAAAGCUAUGCAAUAUAUGCGCCACGCAUUAGGAAAACGGAGCGUAGUGUCGUCCCACUUAAGCCUGUGCAGUCCGGAUUUUUUUCGUUAAAAGGAGGUCUGUUCAAAACGAAAAUCCAAUUUAGGCUGAAAGUUUAGUAACUUAUUUACCUGUGCGAACUGCAAUCUGAGAAAGUACUUUAUGCACAUUCAUUAAAGCCCGGUUUUUCCAGAGCGCAACUACUAUGUUUUGCGAAGUACAUCAACGCGGCAUUAUGCUUCUCGGAAAGGCGAAGAAUGCCAAAUAUAUGUAGUCUUUAAACCGUGAUCUCUGUUUUCAGAAAGUUUUAUUUAGUGUUGUAUUUUAACCAAGGCUGUCUGCACUGAGAUUUGUGUAACUUGUAACAUGUGAUCUUUCGUUUCGGGCAUUUGAAUAAGAUACAGAACGUGGUUUAUAAUUCACAAUUAUUGAAUAUAGCGAUCAAACAAAAUAUAUUUUAACACAAUUUGAUGGUGUGGUUUAAACAGGUAGUUAAUGCAGAUUUUAAACAAGAAGUUUUGAAGAGAAUAGUAUCAAGUAAAAUCAUGCUGAAAACAGAAUCUAAAAAUGAGAACAUGUAGAAAAGCUGUGCAAUUAAGCUACAUGUAGUUCUGAUAACCCACACAUAUUUCCCCAAUCCUCUUUCGAUUUGUGACUUGUUGUUUUUUUUUGACGAUUUGUUUUUUCUUACAAGUACGUUUUGCAGUUGUUUUCCUCACUUAAUUGCUAAUCAUCAUUUGAAAAUCCAUUUUAAAAUUGUAUAUAAUGCAGUACAUGAAAUGAUUUAUUGCAACAAGACAAGCAUGCAAUGUACUGUGUAUUGUAUGUUUGCAAACAGACAUGUAUGCAAGGUUAUU
Dreissena polymorpha is the source of this 3579-nucleotide messenger RNA. RefSeq names its product solute carrier family 26 member 6-like. The transcript is spliced from 18 exons. Gene Ontology annotation, molecular function: chloride transmembrane transporter activity; bicarbonate transmembrane transporter activity; oxalate transmembrane transporter activity. The record is from RefSeq and is a predicted model, not a curated record. Gene Ontology annotation, cellular component: membrane. Lineage: Eukaryota; Metazoa; Mollusca; Bivalvia; Myida; Dreissenidae. Gene Ontology annotation, biological process: transmembrane transport. The coding region runs from base 1 to 2697 and encodes 898 amino acids.